Messenger RNA from Hevea brasiliensis (rubber tree), 2773 nucleotides. Its product is annotated as squamosa promoter-binding-like protein 6. The transcript is spliced from 5 exons. Gene Ontology annotation, cellular component: nucleus. Bases 678 to 2273 code for a protein of 531 amino acids. Gene Ontology annotation, molecular function: DNA binding. NCBI's taxonomy places the organism in Eukaryota, Viridiplantae, Streptophyta, Magnoliopsida, Malpighiales, Euphorbiaceae. The record is from RefSeq and is a predicted model, not a curated record.
GUUCCCACUGUGUGCGUGUGUGAAAAUAGCAGCCACAGGUUCUCUCUCUCAUGACACCUAAAUCAUUUUCAGUGAGUUGGGUCUGCCUCAACCCCCAUUACUCAAUUCCACUACUCUUAUCUGCUCUGGUAAAGCAGACCACUCCAUAUACUAUCAUAUAGGAAAACUUUUGCUUUCUUUUUCCACUCACUUGAUAACUUUCAUUGUUGCUAUCUGCGCUGUUUUUAACUUUUUCCCCAUUUGCUUCUGUGCUUCCUUAUUUCGUUCUUGCACUGGACACUCUUGAUUGAAUACACGUGCGGUUUUACUCUCUUUUAUUCAUUUUCUAUGAUUUUCUUUUGCUGCUUAAUUUCUAUGGGUUUGAGCUAUCUCUGAUGGGUUUUCUUGCUUUGGUGCAUUUGGUAUCUCUGAAAUUGAGUUUCUUGUGAAUUGGAGACUUAUAUGGAGGGUCUUUGUCGGGCUUUUCUUUAGGUAUUUAGGUGGGGAUUUUUGUGGGUAAUGUGCACAGUGUCCUAGCAAGAUUUUUCAAUGCUUACUGUGACAAGUGGUUUGGGAGACAAUUUAAUUUGAUUUUUGCCUUGUUGGGUAAAAAGUGUAUGAGAGACAUAAUUUUCUUGCUUGUAUUGACAACAAGGUUUGUGUCUAAUCUCUUAAAACAGUGAUUCUAUAGUAUCGCAAUGCAGUCUUGGAGCUGUGUCACUGGAGGGAAGGGGUUAGUAUCCAAUGAAACAAUUUCAUCUUCUGAUGCUAUUGCCAAAAGCAAAAAUGCCUUGAUGGGUUGGGAUUUGAAAAAUGCUUGUAGUUUUGGCAAUAACAUGGUCGUAUCAAGUCAACAAGCUAUUGAAAAUCAUGGUUUUGGGGAAUUAAUUUAUCACGAACUGAUGGGAAAACAAUUACCUGAUAAUUCAAUUAGGGAUGUUUUGAGUAGCGAGGUUGGUGGUGGAAAAAUCAUCAAUCCUUUUAUGGUUAGCACGAAUACGUUUUCUUUGGAAGAUGAGUCCACCACCAGGCUUUCUAGCUCUGUUGUGGACUCUAAUAGUAAGGAUUCUUCAUUCAUUGAUUUGAAGCUGGGCAGGUUUGGUGGUCCUGCAGACGCUCAGAAUUCCAAGAUUUCCAAAGGAGCAUCCAUUCUGUCUUCAUCUGAGUCAUCUGCGCCUCCAAAGAAAGCGAGACUGGGAGUGAAUUCCCACACUGCCCGUUGCCAAGUUUAUGGUUGUAAUAAGGAUCUCAGCUCCUCGAAAGAGUAUCACAAGAGGCAUAAAGUCUGUGAAACUCACUCCAAGACUUCGAAAGUUAUUGUGAACGGAAUAGAGCAGAGGUUUUGCCAACAAUGCAGCAGGUUUCAUUUGCUGGCUGAAUUUGAUGAUGGUAAACGCAGCUGUCGUAAACGCCUUGCAGGCCAUAAUGAGCGUCGGAGAAAGCCUCAAGUUGGUAUUCACUCUGGAAGGAAUGAGAGGCUACUUCAGCCGUACAAUGGCCUUGCCACCAGCAGAUUUCAUGGCACUACAUUAACAUCUUUUAUCUGCCAAGAUAUACUUCCUACUGGCCCAUUGCAUCCUGAGAAAUAUGGAACAAGUAAUUGGUGCAGGCAUAUAAAAGUGGAAGAUGGUUCUGAUUUUAGUCUACUAUCAUCUAUUCCUGUUACAACUCCAAUUGCAACAGGAAGCAUUUUCAGUGCGAGCACUAAUCGAUAUCCACGUGAUUUGGGAGGCUUAAAUUCUUAUUCACAUUCGUUAAUCCGGGGCACCUCAUUGGGAAAUGAAGACUUAACUGCUUUUGAUGCAGUAUCAACCAUUCAAGGACUAGCAGGGAUCACAAGCUCUAGUUGUGCUCUCUCUCUUCUGUCAUCUCAGUCCCAUAAUUAUUCAAGCCAUUCAUCCGGAAUUUCUAUGGCCUGUCCAUUGGUUGUUCCAGGAAGCAGUACCCAUUAUAGUGUGACUCAAGUCUCUGAAAAGCUUACAGGAGUUAGUUCUCAGGCUUCCACAAGCGGGGUACCAAACAAUUUCUCUUCAUCAGGAACGAGUUCUGCAGAAGUAAGCCACUUAGGCUCCAUACCGAUAUCUGAUGGUAGUGAUGCCAUUAAUUUUGAUAUCACUGAUGGGAUUUACCAGGGGUCAAAUUUUAUGAAUGCCAAGGAUCAUCUUUCCUGUGAAGAUGGCACCACCAUUGACCUGCUUCAGCUGUCAUCACAGCUUCAGCGAGUAGAAAGUCAAAAGCAAUCCAUGCAAGCGAAGCAGGAAAAUGAUGCUUUUUGCUGGCCCCACAUCACUUAAGUGCUUUGCAAAGAAGGAAGCGGGUGCCUGAGUAUCUGGUAGCUUCAGUGGCAUGUACACCAGAUCUUCUAAAGCAGCACAACUGAAAUGCUAAAGAGCAGAAGACAGUUUAUAGAGUCCCUCCUCACACGUUGAUACUGAUUCAAAAUCAUUCCUUUUUCUGAGAAUGAGAAUUGAAUGUGCUAUUCGUGCUUGAAUGCUUGAUCUCUCUGCAAUAUAAAGAAUUUCAUUAACAAAUUCAACUCUGCUGCAUUUGUUCCCUUUGAAUGGAGAGAUCAUUUGAUGUUGUGUUGGGGUUUCUUCACUAUCCUAUUGCAUAUGAUUGUGCAAGUUUCACAUUAGCCCUUUUUUUUUGGAUGGUUUAGAUGACUCGAAUUUCAUUUGGAAGUUUCAGCUGAUAUGCAAAUAACAAAAGCUGAAAGUUCUAUGACCCAAAGUUAGGAUUUUUGGAUAUUCUUUAUGCAUUCAAAGUAUAAUCUGAAAGGAAGGAUUCACACGCA